AUGGUGCCGUGGUGGAGCUGCAAUGAAACAUCACUGGGGGUCGUCGCUGCUACGGUGGAGCGUCGCCGGACCGUCGAUCCGUGGUGCUGUGAUGAAGCAUUGUCGAACCGCCGACGUCGGCGGUGCUUCAUUGCAACCUCGCCGGAGCUUCCAACGACCGCCGCGACGCUUCACUGCAACCUCGCCGGAGCUCCAACAAUCGUCGUGGCGCUUCAUUGCAACCUCGCCGGAGCUUCAUUGCAACCUCAGCCGUGCUCCAUGGUAGCACCCCGACAGCCACCGGCGAAGCUUCAUUGCAGCGUCACCACCACCACGCGUCCGUGCUCCAUCGCAGCACCGCCGCCCGCCUGCCCCGUCAAAGCUCCACCGCAGCACCAGACUGGUGCCGCCGAAGCUUCACUGCAGCGCAACGCGAUGGCGUCGAGGUGCUGCGGCGAAUCAGGCGACCGCGAUGGCGGAUGUUGUGACACAACAGUGCGGCGAGCCGGCGACAGCGAUGCUGCGAUGCAGACGCGGUGGCGACAGAGCUCUCGAGGCCCGAUGUUGUGA
Molecule: messenger RNA, 549 nt
Organism: Triticum turgidum subsp. durum (durum wheat)
Lineage: Eukaryota; Viridiplantae; Streptophyta; Magnoliopsida; Poales; Poaceae
Source: the annotation of a GenBank genome assembly